This is a messenger RNA of Drepanopeziza brunnea f. sp. 'multigermtubi' MB_m1, 2328 nucleotides long. RefSeq lists its product as uncharacterized. The record is from RefSeq and is a predicted model, not a curated record. NCBI's taxonomy places the organism in Eukaryota, Fungi, Ascomycota, Leotiomycetes, Helotiales, Drepanopezizaceae. Gene Ontology annotation, molecular function: chitin binding.
AUGAGGGCUAAUUCUCUUAUUCUCGGCUUCGCGGCCUCUGUGUCGGCGAAUAUCAUCUUCACCCAUGUCCCGCUCAGCUGCAACUUGACUGAUCCACGCAUGUACCACGGCUGUCUCCGUGGCCAGGAGUGCAAUGAGGUUGGACAAUGCGUUCCGACGAUUGUAAUCCAGGGCAUUCAAGUCAGAGAUGUCCUGUACUCGAAAGACGGUUCUUGUGGUCCAAAGAAUGGAAACACAAUCUGCGACCCUAACAGCAAGGCUUAUAUCGGUGGAUGCUGCUCGCAAUAUGGCUGGUGUGGAAAUACUGCUGAUUAUUGUGGUACUGGCUGUAUCUCUGGCUGCCCUGCGCCGGUUGCCCCUCGAGGCGAUGGACAAUGUGGUGCUAAAUACGGUGGUGCGACGUGUGACCCCAAGGGUGAAUUUGGUGGCUGCUGCUCACAAUACGGAUUCUGCGGAUCUUCCGAUGGGCACUGCUUUGUUUCGAACGGCUGUCAGAGUGGGUGCAAAGGUAGCGCCUCACCUACCACCUCCCAGGAACCAGUCAUCGGUCCAGUCAGCUCUACCAUGCCAGCUGGAGCCACUGCAACCGCUCGCGUUACCACUGAUGGCACAUGCGGAACUUCGAAUGGCAAUACAGUCUGUGGAAGCUUGUGGAAUGAUUGCUGUUCCAUGUAUGGAUUUUGCGGAAACACAAGCGCGCACUGUGGUGCUGGAUGUCAAUCUGGCAAAUGCCUGAGUGCUCCCGUCGUUGCUGCCCCAGGUGCAAGCUCAGCUCCAGCUGCUCCCAAUGGAGGAUCAUUCACGGUUGUCGGCCAAGCUGGAGUUCCUGCGAUGCACGCUGGUCUCAUGCCCAACGGACGUGUUUUCUUCCUCGACAAACUGGAGAACUACACACAGCUGAGGACCGCAAAUGGAUAUUAUGCCAUGUCAUCCGAGUACGACCCAGUCACCAACAAGGCAGUACCACUUGGAUAUGUGACAAACGCUUUUUGUUCUGGCGGAGCUUUCCUUGCCGACGGACGCGUGGUCUCACUUGGGGGUAAUGCUCCUUUGACAUGGUUAGAUCCCAACAUCGGCGAUGGCUUCACAGGUAUCCGAUACCUUGGGAGAUCGUCCACAGAUGCAAGCCUCAACGGCCAGUACUGGAGCGAGCCUGGCAACAAGCUCGCAAGUGCUCGGUGGUAUGCAAGUGCGCAGACCAUGCCCGAUGGAACCAUUUUCGUAGCCUCGGGGAGCUUGAAUGGUCUUGAUCCAACCGUUCUCUCCAACAACAACCCCACAUACGAAAUCCUGAGCCCUACUGCCGUCAGUCGUGGAGUCAACAUUGAACUGGCAAUUUUGAAAAAGAACCAGCCCUACUAUAUGUACCCAUUUGUUCAUCUUCUCAACGACGGAUCGCUGUUUAUCUUCGUAUCGAAGGCAUCCCAGGUCUUCAAUGUCGGAUCGAACACUGUCGUCAAGGGGCUGCCAGAUCUCCCCGGAGACUACCGUACCUACCCUAACACCGGUGGAAGCGUCCUCCUUCCGUUAUCAAGCAAAAACAACUGGGCUCCGGAUAUUGUGAUUUGCGGCGGGGGCGCUUACCAGGAUAUCACAAGCCCAACUGAUCCUAGCUGUGGUCGAAUCCAGCCACUCAGUGCGAGCCCUGCAUGGGAGAUGGACUCGAUGCCAGAGGGACGCGGUAUGGUUGAAGGUACGCUGCUUCCUGAUGGAACCGUUGUCUGGAUGAAUGGUGGAAGUCGAGGAGCUCAGGGCUUCGGUCUGAUGAAUAAUCCUUCGUUGGAGGCCCUCCUUUACGAUCCGGCGAAGCCACUAGGCCAACGAUUCUCCACGCUCGCUCGCUCGACUAUCCCACGCUUGUACCACUCUGUCUGUCUCCUCCUUUUGGAUGGUACAAUGAUGGUUGCUGGCUCGAACCCAGUUGAGAUGCCCAUGAACCAACCCGAUGCGGCCAAUCCAUAUGUUACUGAGUGGCGUGUCGAGAACUAUGUUCCUCCAUAUCUCCAAGGAGCCAAGGCCAAUCAACGACCGACGAACAUUGUGCUGGGAAGCAAGACGCUACGUGCUGAUGGAAGCCAGUUCACAGUCACUUGCACACUUCCACAUGCUUCCGACAACAUCAAGGUGGUUCUCUACCACGGAGGUUUCAUUACUCAUUCCGUUCAUAUGGGACACCGCAUGUUGAACCUCGACAUUGUCAAGUCAGCACAAGGGUCGUUGACAGUCAAUGGUCCCCCAAAUUACAAUGUGGCUCCGCCAGGACCUUAUGUGGUUUAUGUUUUGGUAGACGGCGUGCCCGGUGUUGGGCAGUUCGUCCGAGUAGACUGA